AUGAUAUUGACCUGCUGCUUUGAUGCAACCCUCUCUUGUACCAUUGGUUUGAUUGCAGAAUGCUUAAAUGCUUUGUUUGUAUCUAUGCAGGUCAAGGCUCUUUAUGUGAAGAACAUACCUGAAAAUACAUCUCCUGAACAACUGAAGGAACUAUUCCAGCGUCAUGGGGAAGUCACAAAAGUUGUUAUGCCGCCAGCCAAAAGUGGUGGCAAACGGGACUUUGGAUUCGUUCAUUUUGCAGAAAGGUCUAUGGCAUUGAGAGCUGUCAAAGAUACAGAGAAAUAUGAAAUUGAUGGUCAGUUGUUGGAAGUAGUUCUUGCUAAGCCUCAGGCUGAUAGGAAGGUUGACGUGGCCAGUUCCCACAAUUCUGGGCCCCAUCCAAAUUAUAUUCCUCACCCUGGGUAUGGUGCUUUUCCUGGAAAUCCUUAUGGCCCUGCAGGGCCUAGAUAUGGUGUUGCUGGUGCAUUUCAGCAGCCUGUGAUAUAUGGGAGGGGACCAAUGCCCACAGGGAUGCAAAUGGUUCCGAUGGUUCUACCAGAUGGUCAAAUUGGCUAUGUUCUUCAGCAGCCUGGGGUCCAGAUACCACCUGCGCAUCCUCGGAGAAAUGAUCGAAGCAAGGGCACUGGUGGACCACAAGUGCGACGAGGGACUAGUAGUGGCAGUGAUGAAGCCAGCCGUAGCAGACGGUAUCAACCCUACUAG
This is a messenger RNA of Ilex paraguariensis (yerba mate), 702 nucleotides long. Lineage: Eukaryota; Viridiplantae; Streptophyta; Magnoliopsida; Aquifoliales; Aquifoliaceae. The record is from the annotation of a GenBank genome assembly.